AUGAACUCCUCCCUGUUGGAGGGCAAUGGCUCCAACAGCAGCUUGGGUGAUGAUGGCAUCCCUGGUGGCGGUGCCCCCUUCUGCCUGCUGGACGUGGGCUACUCUGCCCUCUUCCACACCUGCCUGCUGGAGGUGACUGUUAUCCUGUUGCUGACCGCUCUCAUCGUCUGCGGCAACCUGGUGGUGCUGCUGGUCUUCCACUGCGGGCCGCUGCUCGAGCAGCCCGGCACGAGCUCUUUCAUCCGCACCAUGGCGUACGCCGACCUCUUGGUGGGGGUCAGCUGCCUGAUCCCAGCCCUCUCGCUGCUACGUCACCUGGGCGGCCUCGACCCAGCGCUCACCUGCAAGGCCUUCGGCUACAUGGUGUCGGUGCUGAAGGGCGUGUCCAUGGCGUCGCUGGCGUGCGUGAGCGUGGAGCGCUACGUGGCGGUGACGCGGCCGCUCUCCUACGCGGCGCUGGUGACGCCGUGCCGCCUGCGCGCCUGCAUCGUGCUCAUCUGGAUCUACUCGGCGCUCGUCUUCCUGCCCGCCUUCCUCGGCUGGGGCAAGCCGGGCUACCACGGCGACGUGGUGGAGUGGUGCGCGCACUGGGAGACGCGGCCGGCGUUCACGGCGUUCAUCAUGGCGGCGCUCUACGCGCCCGCCACCCUCACCGUCUGCUUCACCUACGCGCACAUCUUCCGCAUCUGCCGGCAGCACACGCGGCAGAUCAGCGAGCGGCGCGCCCGAUACGGCCCGCAAGAGCCCACGCCGCCCGCCACCGGUGGUGGCGGUCACACCCCUUGCUCCCUGGCGUCGUCCUCGGCAACCAGCGGCGGAAAUGGUGGCAGCCCGGACAAGCGCUACGCCACGGUGCUCUUCCGCAUCACCAGCGUCUUCUACCUGCUCUGGCUACCCUACAUCCUCUACUUCCUGCUGGAGAGCGCGGGCAUCUACCGCCAUGCGGGCGCCUCCUUCCUGACCACCUGGCUGGCCAUCAGUAACAGCUUCUGCAACUGUCUCAUCUACAGCCUGUCCAACAGCGCCUUCCGCAAGGGCCUCAAGCGCCUGUGCUCGCUCUGCGCCCAGAGCGUGGACACCAAGAAACCUCUGGGGCCUCCACCACCGCCGCACAUGCGCCAUUCCUGUGACGUCUGAAACGUUCGUCGUGACCCUCGAUCAACCCCCACCUCCACCGCCACUACCGCAACACCACCACCCCCACCCCCCAUCAGCACCUGAUGACCUCCUCCAUCUAUAUAUGUGUGUGUGUGUACGUCACGAUGAAGUGAGUGGUGGUGUUGGGAAUGUUUUCUUUUUCCAUUUAAUAUGGAAGAAGUGGGAUGGAGUGACAUGACCGAAUGGGUGUGCCAUACCAUCAGAUGAGGAGGAGAAGUAGCAGCAGGAUAUGGAUCUUGGCUGGAUGGGUCGUGGAGGAUCACCCAGGUGUGUGUGUCCUGCGUGCCCGCGCAUGGUUGCCUCACAGUGGGAGUGAAUGGCACGGAGCAGAAGGACUCAUCCCUGUCUUCUGGCACGCACCAGACCAGUGUCCUCCAGGAGCCUCUGCUGUCUCUUUCAGAGUUUCAGAUGGGAUCUGCUCCGUGGUGUGUUUUGUGUGGACACUCACACACACAAAGACACUUCUAAAAAAGCUUUUUUUUUCCUUGUAAAAAAAAAAACAAAACAAAAAAAACUCAACAACUUGUCUUAGUUAAACUGUGGUCUGUUUAACAAAAGAGACUUUUUCUGCCGACCAAUUGACUGACCAACCAUCUGCUGCAGGUUGAGUGUUUAUUUAGCAUUGUUACUGUGUUGUUCUAUGAUACUGAGCUGACCUGUGUGUUUUAUGGAAGUGUCUUUUGCCCUUGGGACAUUUAGGCAGCGUCCCCAUCAGAGACUCUCCUCUCCUCUCCUCGGAGCGCUCCUGUCCUCCUCAGCAGUUUAGCCUGACCUCCAUACUCCAUCUUGCCGACAGGUUUUCAGGGCACAGUGGGUUUUUUUCCCCUCCUCUACCACCUCCUCUGUCAUCUCUCCGCUGCGCUUAAAAAGCAGGUAGAGUGAGAGAAUAAGAGAACGAGAGAAAGAGAGUGAAUCAUAAAAAGAGAGACGGAC
Alosa alosa (allis shad) is the source of this 2091-nucleotide messenger RNA. Its product is annotated as probable G-protein coupled receptor 21. Gene Ontology annotation, biological process: G protein-coupled receptor signaling pathway. Gene Ontology annotation, molecular function: G protein-coupled receptor activity. The record is from RefSeq and is a predicted model, not a curated record. Gene Ontology annotation, cellular component: membrane. Bases 1 to 1137 code for a protein of 378 amino acids. The transcript has a single exon. Lineage: Eukaryota; Metazoa; Chordata; Actinopteri; Clupeiformes; Clupeidae.